AUGACUAAACGCCGACGAGCAGCAGUCAACCAAGCGAACCGCAAUGACACCGACGAUGACCUCCAAACCCUCACACUGCUCGACCACCGCCUGCACCCGGGUGGGCAAGGUCAACUGGAUAUCUUAGUUCAGGCGAGGUGCCGGUCAAGCGUCAAGGCAUCCCGCAGAUGGGUUCCCCAUGAAGAUCUCCAUCGCCGAAAUCACAACAGUCUCAUGCAGUACUGGGACAGCUUCGCCGGUAGCAUUACCCAUGAGCUCUCCAAGCUUUGGCCGGGUAGGGCUCUUGUCGACAUCCCACACUUCCCGGCGAGCAUCCUGGCUUUGAGGCCAGCCCGUCCCUCCUCUCGCGCACCUGCAUAUGCCCUUGUUGAUUGGGUGGGAUGGCAUAAGCACGACUGCACCAAGGAACCUAUUGAUCAGGUGGCCGCCGAUAUGCCCGAGCUCCUACACGAUUAUUAUCAGCGCCACGGCACCGCCAACUCGUUGCUACUGUCUGCUACCUCCUCCAAGUCGCCUCAGGACCAGCUGGCCACUCAAAUACGAUCCAAGAAGAACUUUGUUGUAGUCACAGGCGCUGGUGUCUCUAUCCCCGCAGGCCCGAUGGCAUCAGACCAAAGAGCUUCAAGCAAUGGCCAUCAGACUCUAGCGCCGUUCCCGGACCCCAGGGUUCCACCUAGUUCCGCCGGCAGAGUAAACCAGCCCGACCGCGUGGGGCGGCGACGUCGUCCCCGCAGCCGUCCAUUACUGCCCUUUACACAGGCUGCUGCCAGCACGGCACCGGUCGGGUCUCAUGUCCAGCAUGAACAUAACCUCUUCGGUUCUCCCAAUUCCGAACAAUCAUAUCAAGCCGGCUGCUCGUGUGCUUCCGGAGCCCUGGGAUCUCAGGGAACUAUACUCGGCAUGUUGAACCAGUUGUCGGCCCAGGUGGAAGAACUUGCCACAACGUAA
Anthostomella pinea is the source of this 948-nucleotide messenger RNA. The record is from the annotation of a GenBank genome assembly. Lineage: Eukaryota; Fungi; Ascomycota; Sordariomycetes; Xylariales; Xylariaceae.